AUGAUCACGGGCGGAACAUCGGGAAUUGGAUACGCGAUUGCCGAAAGAUUUCUCCAAGAAGGUGCAGAUAGGGUGAUACUUGUCGGGAGAUCGUAUAAGCGUCUUCAGAAUGCUGCUUUUCGAUUAGAGGAUUCCCCUGCUGUUGCAUCGUGCAGUGACAGCGAUGUCGCGACUAGGGCGCCGGAGGAAGAUAACCAGGAAAAGGGAGAGAGGGAAUUGGAUAUGACUCGGAUACAGCCGAACGGUACACUGGUUAAUUCAUCAGAUAAAGUGGAUUUACUAGUUGGAGAUGUAUCAGAUGUUGGGUCGUGGGUGCGUGAGUUGGAGAAGGAAAUGCAAUCAGUCGAUAUCCUUGUCAACGCGGCAGGCAUUUCCCUCUCCAGCAUUCUCCCAAAGACCGAACCGGGUGACAUAUCCCAAACACUCCGCACAAACCUCGAAGGUGCAAUGCUUACCUCGCGGGCUUUGGUGCGUGCCGCAAUCCGCAGUCGCAUGAAGAACCGCAAGAAUACAGAAACGAAGCCUCCUUCAAAAUGCAUCAUCAACGUAUCCUCAUUGCUUGCUGUAAAGGGAGGAACAGGCGCCGUUCCAUACGCCGCCUCAAAGGCAGGAAUACUAGGCCUGACUCGUUCGCUGACUGUUGAGGCGGCAAACUCGCUACGAGAUGUGGUCAUUCGUUCUAAUGCCAUUGUGCCCGGAUAUAUCGAGACGCCGAUGAUUGCAGAUUUCAGUGACGGUGAAACGUCCAGGCUAAAAGAGACUAUCCCUCUCCGACGGUUUGGUGAUCCCCGUGAAAUCGCCGAUGCGGCUGUCUUCCUGGCACAAAACGAAUAUGCCAAUAAUUGCGUCCUCAAUUUGGAUGGCGGGUUGAGUGCUGUUUGA
Aspergillus wentii DTO 134E9 is the source of this 882-nucleotide messenger RNA. Its product is annotated as SDR family NAD(P)-dependent oxidoreductase. The coding region runs from base 1 to 882 and encodes 293 amino acids. The record is from RefSeq and is a predicted model, not a curated record. Lineage: Eukaryota; Fungi; Ascomycota; Eurotiomycetes; Eurotiales; Aspergillaceae. The transcript has 3 exons. Gene Ontology annotation, molecular function: oxidoreductase activity, acting on the CH-OH group of donors, NAD or NADP as acceptor.